Molecule: messenger RNA, 1649 nt
Organism: Polypterus senegalus (gray bichir)
Lineage: Eukaryota; Metazoa; Chordata; Cladistia; Polypteriformes; Polypteridae
Product: interleukin-23 subunit alpha-like
Exons: 4
Coding region: 129-557 (142 amino acids)
Biological process (GO): immune response; positive regulation of T cell proliferation; positive regulation of T-helper 17 cell lineage commitment
Cellular component (GO): interleukin-23 complex; extracellular region
Molecular function (GO): cytokine activity
Source: RefSeq, a predicted model, not a curated record
UGCCUGGAGCUCAUCUUGCCGUUUUGUGUGUGCUGCUGCUAGCGUUGCGAAAUGCCUGCGGGAGUCCGCUUCCCGACUGGAACCACUGCCGCGAGUCUUCGAGGAACUUAAACGAUAUCGUUAACAGUAUGAUCGCCCAGAUGCAGGAUGUUAAAGUAAAGGUUAUCAUGAUGGAUGGUGUUCCUUAUAUCGAAUCUGCAGACAGGUGUGAUCCUGCUGGCCUUCGAUCGAACUCUAAGCUCUGUCUCUCGAAGAUUUCAGCAAUUUUGCAGACAUACAUUGGCUUGUUUGAGAAGAUGGGCGGUUCCUGUGACUGGGAUAAUAGUGACCUUAAAGAAGAAAUGUUAUACCUGCAGAAGCAUUUGAAGGCUCGUGGCAUCAAUGAGUCUGGGAAAAAAAUGGGUGCGGUGCAAGCGUGGAUGUGCCACAGUUUACCACAAGCACUCCUUCAAAGGCUCACGUCCUUCUCAUCAAUUGUCGCCCGUGUUUUUGCUCCUGGAGACCCUGCCAAGCAUACAGAGGAUGACAACAGCUUUUUAGGAUGUGGUUUACAGUGAGAAAUUUCACAACCCACAUAAAAGGUCACUUGGAUCCUUAUACACAUGCCCACUUAUAGUUUACUAAAGGAGACCACCCCCCCAACUUACCACAAUUUUACAGACUUAUCCUGAUCUCUAAAACCUAUUUAAAAAGCAAAGCCAGUUUAAAAUCUACCUUUACCAGAAAUCAUGGACUCCAAUACUUAAUGCGUAUGUUUUGUGGAUAAUCGUAUGGGUAUUCACACUCUGCACUGACCUACUAGCCGUCAGAGAGUUUAGAAAAUUCUGAAAACAAAGUUAUCUUUACUGCUUAUGACAACAUUCCUGAAAGGUUCUUUUAUUUGCAUCUUCUGUUCUCAAAUGUAAGCACAUUAGGGUGAAAAUAAGAGACCCGUGGGAAGUGAGAAGUGUGAAUUUUGCUGGUAACUAGCAGAUCAAACACUAGAUUAGGUUAAAAAGUUCUCAACAUGAUCUGCUCAGUCCAGGAUAUUGAUGUGCAAAUAUGCUCUCAGGCCAAGAUGAGUGUUCCACCUUGAGGAUGAUACCUCAAAACACUAUAAGAAGUGUUGCUUUCCUAAUGCUCAUAUCAGGCAUGACUGUUGAAGUCAAAGAAUGGAUGUUGUGUUUAAUAAUCUCACCUUAUUUUACAUAGCUACUACUAUUCACCAGUGUCGUCUGUUCUAAGGUGCUAUGGUUGUCAGGUCUAAUUUACAGUAUGGUAAGUAGGCAUAAGUAGAAGGUUUUACAGUGGUAAACACUGCUUCCCCACCCCUCCAGGGACUUCAGUUAAUUGUCACCAAUCUAAACACUGUCUGAGUUUAGUUUGGAUGUUUUACUUGUGUCAUUCUAUUAUUCUCCCACAGUUUUGAAUAUUAAAUUAAUUGGUGUCUCUAAAUUUUCCCAGUGUGAGUGUGUGAAUGAGAGUGCCUUGCAAUGGACUGCUUGGGGACAAUCCUUGCCUUGUACAGAGUGCUGCCAGAAGAGGCCUUGACUAGCUGCAACCUUAAAAUGGUAACGUAGGGCAUUGAAAAGUAUAAGGAGAGAAUGCCUUUAUAAAGUAUCUCCUUGUGUUCAUUUUAGAUGAAGCAAUACUUGUAUACACCAAUUGAG